Paramecium sonneborni is the source of this 2105-nucleotide messenger RNA. The record is from the annotation of a GenBank genome assembly. Lineage: Eukaryota; Ciliophora; Oligohymenophorea; Peniculida; Parameciidae.
UUUUAAGAGAUAUUAAUUUAUUAAUAAAAUAUAGCAGUAAAAUGCCCCCAAAAGCACCUCCUCCUAAAAAAUUAACUAAGAAAGAAUUGAAAGAGAAGGCAGAAUAAGAGAAAAGAGAAAGAGAAGAACAGGAAAGAUUAAGAAAAGAAGAAGAAGAAAAAUAAAGAUAAGAAUAAGAGCGAUUAAGAAAACUAGAAGAAGAAAGAUUAGCUGCAGAAGAGAAGGCAAGAUUAUAAGAAGAAGAGAUUGAAAAUGAAGUUUAGAAGAGUGUAUUUAGAGAAAAUUUAGAAAAUGCAAAAAAAGUAAAUUAUGAUUGAAUCUAUAGGUUGCUAGAGCAAAUGAUGAUUGGGAUAAAUUUUUAUAUUGUUCUAUAAAGCCAGACAUUACUUAAGAAGCUUAAUUGACAACAUUCAUUACUAUGUUUAAAGAAUCAAAAUCUUUGUAAGAUCUUAAAAUUCCAGAAGAAUUGUUAAAAUUAUAAUAAGCAGAAAAUAUUGUUAGAGAUAUAUAUAGAUUCUUAACUUAACUUAAAGCAGAGAGAAAACCAAUAUAGAAUCAUUAACAUCAAUAAUAGCAAAUUACUUAAAAUGAUUUAGUAACUAGAAAUUAAACAUAUAUAAAUGCAAUUAGAGAGAUAAUUAAUAAAAAAUUAGAAGAAAUUAAUACUUAAAUGGUAUUAUAUGCAGAAUUUUUUAUAGAAGUAAACCUAAAAAAAUAUGAAUAUAGGAAAAGUUUGCAGAAUUAACAAAGAAAGCAAAUGAAGGAGCAAAAGGUGCAUUUAAAUUAGAUGAUAAAACAAAAUAAGAAGUAAUAAAAACAUUUGCUCCUACUGAUGAUUUUAAAUAUGGUAUAUUUAUAUAUCCUUCAAAUAAACCAUCUGGUUAUAGACAUAAACCAAAUGAUUAUCCAGAAUUAUAAUUAGCUGUUGAUGUUCCAAGAUCAAUAUCUAUUUUUAUACAAAAAAUAUUAUACACAUCAUUUGAUAGUUAUAGUCCAAAUACUUAUAGUAAAUAUAGAGUAGUGGGAGGUGUAUUAGAUAUUGAAUAUUUAUAAAUGCUUCCUCCGCCUAAGAAAGUUAACAAUUGGACUUUGAAAUAAAAUUAUGAAUUGAGAGAAUAAGUAAAACGUUUAAAUUUUGAAUUAAAUGCAACAUUUAAAGUUUCUUAUUAAUUACCAUAAUAUAUAUGGAUUCCAAAUAGAGAAUAAUAAAAAGUUUGGAGAGUAGCAUUUUUUGAUAGAGUUAGUGAAUAAUGGAUAACAGAUGGAGUAGAAGAUGCUAAAUUAGAUAAGGGAAUUAAUAUAGUAGCAAGUGUACCUAAACUUGGACCAAUAGGAUUAUUAUAAGAGAGAUGUCUUGAUUAUCCAUAUAGAAGUUUUAAAUUAAGAUGUGUAGGAAAUGAGAAAGCUAUAUUAGAUAUUUAAGGGAUUCGAGAUUUAUUUAAAUUUGAAAUAGGACCUGGUUACAUUUGUUUACUUAAAAAAGAUCCUGUAUUAAUUUAUAAAUUUAUAUAAAGGAAUUUUCACAUUUUGCAAAUAAGAAAUUACCAGUAGGUGCAUUAUUUUAUGAAUUAUACAGAAGUGGAGUUAAUUUUAUUCCUGUAUAAGAAGAUUGUUAAGCUGCAAAUAUUGUAUAAAAAGAUGAGGGAGCAGAAGAACUUGCAUUAACAGAUUUAUCUGAAGCAGUUAGAGGAUUCUUUAUAGAAUCAAGUAGAUGGAAUAAUAGUGAUACAGGUACAUAGAUAGUUGUUAAAAUUAAAGAGAAUCCUGAAAUGGAUGAAGUAAUUAAUAUAAUUUCAAAUAUAAGGAAUUCGCUGAAAAUCAAGAAAAAGAUUGGAAAACAAUUAAAUGGUGGAAUAAUAAAUGUGCUAUCAUUUAAGCGAGAGAUUCUCAUUCAAAAUGUAAUUAAAAUCUUUUAGGGGAAACUGAAACACAUUGUAAUUUAGAAGUAUUAUUAAAAAUGCAUUCUUUAACGACAUAAGAUAUUUUAUCUAAAAUGAAAGUAAUAUUAUACUAAUCUUUAGGAUCUUCAUUAUGUUAUAUUUAUAGAAACUAUUUAAUAAGUUUUAAGAAUAACUAAAUUGUUAUCAUUUACAAUAAGAGAUUGA